Molecule: messenger RNA, 1009 nt
Organism: Labeo rohita (rohu)
Lineage: Eukaryota; Metazoa; Chordata; Actinopteri; Cypriniformes; Cyprinidae
Gene: med28
Product: mediator complex subunit 28
Exons: 4
Coding region: 33-572 (179 amino acids)
Cellular component (GO): mediator complex
Source: RefSeq, a predicted model, not a curated record
ACGGGAAGAAGAGUUGUUGUUGAUAGUGGAAAAUGGCGUCGUCCAUGGGCGGUAUGUUCCCUGGUCAGCAGCCUCCUGGAUCCCAUCCACCUACGGGUCCUGGGGGUCCAGGUCAGCCAGGGCUUCUCACAGGUCCUUCUGGUAAUAGAGGGGCAAAUAACACUUUAGUAGAUGAGCUGGAAGCUUCUUUCGAGGCGUGUUUUGCAUCUCUUGUCAGCCAAGACUACGUGAACGGAACAGACCAGGAAGAAAUUCGGACUGGGGUUGAUCAGUGUAUACAGAAAUUUCUGGAUGUAGCCAGACAGACUGAAUGUUUUUUCCUUCAGAAAAGACUGCAGCUGUCUGUACAAAAACCAGAACAGGUGGAAAAAGAGGAUGCAUCAGAACUUAAAAAUGAACUUCAGAGGAAAGAAAUGCUUAUUCAGAAACAUCUUACCAAGAUCCAUCAUUGGCAGCAGGUGUUGGAGGACAUCAACGUCCAGCAUAAGAAGCCCACAGAACUGCCACAGGGUCCACUGGCUUUCCUAGAACAGGCCUCAGCCAACAUCCCUGCUCCCAUGAAACCAAACUGAAGCAUGUACAGGGAUCAGAACCCUGUUCAGACUGUUCCAGGGGCCACUCUCUCUCUCUCUCUCUGUGUUCAGCUUUUGUUGUGGACUCUUGAUGUUUUUGUCAUGUUAUGUACAUCUAUGAUAUGUUUCAAGAGGUGCUAAAGGACAUUACUGACACUUAUCUCUUAUGAGGAAUCGGUAGAUCGGCCAGGAGGUCAUCAUUCUGAAGUCAUAGGUAUACUUAAAACUAAAUUUGUUAGGUAGGAAAUGUGAUAAGUUAAUCACAUUUUUAAUAUUUCAAGUACAUGUUUGUAGAGCUAAAAUGAGCAGAAAGGGCUUUAGUUAGAGAGAACUAAGUGGCAUAAUUUUUUUUUACAUUGUUCAUAUUUUAUUAAAACACAUUUUGUAAAGUUUAAAAUAAACAUGUUUUGUCAUAAUUAAAAAUUGUGCGCUCUAUC